Chironomus riparius is the source of this 423-nucleotide messenger RNA. The record is from the annotation of a GenBank genome assembly. Lineage: Eukaryota; Metazoa; Arthropoda; Insecta; Diptera; Chironomidae.
UAUAGAUAAGCGAUUCGCAUUGCAAGUAAAAAUUAUUCCCAACUAUAAAUCUCAAGUUUUGUCUUUAAUUAAAGUGUAAGAUGAGCAAUACGGUCGAAAAAGUAAUUGACUGGCAAGAAGAAGCAGAAGGUGUCAUAAAUGAUAUAAAAAAUCAUGUUAAACUUAUAGAAAUAUCGAGUAAAUUAAUAAGCGAUGGAAGUAAUGUCUUUCUAAAUAUAGUUCUUUUAGAGGGGAAGAGUAUGACAGUUCUGUUGGACAGUCAAGGUUUUCAUAUUGUGUCUGAAAAUGAAUUGGAUACAUGUGAGAUGGAAAAUAUCGAGUCGUUUGAGACCAUUUACUCUUUAAUGGAGCAACAUAGCAAGGAGUACACGAAAUCUUUUGGAAACGAGUUAAUAAAGAAAUUGGAGGAGGUUCAAUAAUCAU